AUAUAAAGAAAAUGCGCGCAAACUCAAGCACGAGGAACAACCACUUUAGGCUAAACAGACAUUUCUCUGCUACUCAUGAGGAUCUGAAAUCUACAAUUUCCUCGAACGCUAGUAGAAGAUACCGGAUGAGGAGCAAGGAGAACCAGAGUUUUGACAAUGGGUGACAGAUCUCAGGUCUUAGAUCUCAGAGGGACAUGACAUCCCCCGUUCCUGUCCAAUCAGAGCCAGAGAAGGAUGUUAAAGAGGUUCCGAAGAAGAAGGAAAUGAACAUCGAAGAUAUUUCCUCAAAGGAGAAUCUCGAUAAAAGUGUAGAGGUCCUAAACGGCUUGCUUGGUAAUGGUCCUGAAGAAUCAGAGAUCUCUCUUGGAGAGAAAGAUCCAGAUAACAUGAUGAAUGACUCAGCACCACAGGUUGAGGAGCUACAGAAAAUAUUGAGCAAGUAUAAAGAUGAUAGCGGGAUUGAUGACUCUGAUAUGAUGGAAGAGAGUGUAAAAGAGAGCAUUAAGAGGACCCAAGAAGCCUAUGAGAAUAUCAUGAAACUUAAGUACGGAAAGAAAGAUGAAAUUGAACCAAAAGAAGUUAGUAAGGAGAGUACAGUCAAUAUGGAAACAACAUUGGAGAAGGAGCUAGGGUUCUGAUUUGAAUCUGAUGUUAGCCAGGAAGAGAAUAAGAAAGAUAAUGAAGAAGGAUCAGAGAAUUCAGAUGAUUUUCCUCCGGAUAGAGAAAUAAAGCGUAUCAAUGCAGAGAGUAGUGAAGUCCCGGUACAAAAAGACAUCUCUGAAGACAGAAAAGAAAUUGAUAAAUUCUUAGAAAGCAGCCUGUCAUCUCAUAGUAAAGAAGCUUCUUCAAAUAAUGAAGCCCCAGACUUUUCAGACCCACAAAUUUUACAUAAGAAGUCAGUAUCAGAACAAAUUCCUGACAUUGUUGAAGCUCAGAUGAUAAAAUCUCCAAAGUCAUCAAUGGAAGACACUAUGUGAAAAUUAGUUGAAUAUCUAGAUGCUGAAGAAUCACCUUCCAAAGCUUCUAAAAUAUCUCAAUCUCCUGCUCCUAUCAAUGAAGAGCCUGUGAGAGAAAUCUCAUUAGAUACAGCACCUAAACUCUCUGAGGCAAACCUUGAGGUUAUUGCAAACCUAAAAUCAAGCCCAAUAGUUGAGAAGCUAGAAAAGGCUUCUAAGGAACAAACUUUUGGGAACACAACUCAAGAAGAGAACCUUGAAACUAUCCAAGUUCAUAAUCUCGAGCAUCUAAAGAAAGAAGAGCUUAGGACUGAGCGCAAGGUCAACGAUGGACAGUUGAUGAAAGCUGAAGUUGUACAUGAUACACAUACAACUUCUCAGAUCAUGACUAACACUACUCCCAAGGAUUCUUGUGAUUUGAAUAUGUAUUCAAACUUUGACAUGACUCUUCGUAAGAACCCUGAUGACAGGAAAUCUGAACUUGACGCACUGAUGAAAGGAUCUGAGGAUUACUUCAAUUCAGUCCUAAACCAGAUGCACCAGGACCUGAACCCAAUUCCCAACAGAAAGCAUAUGUCUAGUGAGAUCCCAAAACCAAUGAGGAAGACAGGGAAAAUUUCAAAGAACAAAUCUAAGAGAGUCAAAAGGAAUCUACCGAAUACUUCAGCUCAACUAGGAGAUCCCAAAUUUAGCAGCUUCUCUAUUGAGCAUAAAGAAAAUAUCAGCACAAAUAUGGGAGCCAAGGAUGUGUGGUACAAUGUGAAUAGGAUCCUUGAAAAGAAUGGUUAUGCCAAAAUCUCCAUCUCUUCUAAAACUGACCCUGCCCUAGUCUGUAAUACUGUACUUGAAAUCCUUCAUGAUUAUGAAAAGAGAGGGGAAACCAUCCAAAAUCUUCUUACUUCUAAAAGAGAGUUUGGAUACCAGAAUGCAUCCCAGAGAGCUACUGAUAUAGAAAGCAAGAAUAAAAUUGCCAGUUUACAAGAGGCUAAUUCUAAACUCAAGGCAAAGAUAAAGGCUUUAGAAUAUUCUCUACAACAGAAUAGCCAAAAAUCUAAGAGGAAAGAGUGGUCUUCCAAGGAAGACUCUGUCAACUCUAAAGGCUUGAUACUAAAACUAGCAAUGGCUCAAAACCAGAUCAAAGCAUCAGAAAAAGAGAAGCUUAAGCUUAAAGAGAAACUUGACAAAGUCACAGAAAGGAUUGAAAAAUCUGAGAGAAGAGAUCUUGACCUGCCUAAAAAUCUUCCUUCCAGAAUUAAAGACAUGAUCUCUGGAUAUGAAAACCAGAAGGAAAGACUUGAUGGGAGGAUAAGCUCAUUAGAAGUUCAGAUCCAGAAGGUUAACAAUAUCAAUGCGAAGCUCAUUAACGAGAACAAAUGCCUUGCGAAAGGAAGCACCCAGGCUAACUCCAAGUACUUCUACAUGAAAGAUGAAGGAAAAUUACUCCAAAAAUUAGAAGAACUUGAGAAAGUAAAGGAUAAUCUCAUGAAAGCUCUGACAAGGAAGGAAGAGACUAUUGAGACAAAUCUGCAAGAGCUAGAGAAUAUUAAGGAGGUGAAGUCUGCAAUGACGGCCAAGAUCCAAGCUCUUGAGCAUGAUCUUAAGCAUGGGCCUUCUAUUGCUGAGCUGCAUUCAUUACAGAACACUAUUACGAAAUUAGAAAGCGAAUGUAAGAGAUUGAGAAAGGAGAAUGAUACCUUAGAAAAUGAGGUAAUGAUGUUAAAGAAUAAUAACAAUUCUCACCUGAAACCCCAGGCAGAAAGUUUCAGCACAAAGAAUAGCAGCAGGAUUUCGUAUGAUGAAGAAAGUGCAACAAAGAUUUUACUGAAAGUGCUUGAAAUUUUGAAUAUACAAAAUCCAUUUGAAAAAUUCUCUGAUGAAGCUUCUUUCUCAAUCCUUGAAACAGUCACUAAGAUUCAAAGAGUUGUAAUGGCUGUCCCGAGGAUGGAAGCUUUUAUAAAACAAGUGUGCAGCUCUGUGUUCCCUCAUACUCCUAGUCCACAAUUGGAGAACAUAAUUCCUGAGAUACAUAGACUCCAUAGUCUGAUUUACUCGUAUCAGAAUAAAGGGGCCUAAUAGAAAAUUUCAAUAUA
Moneuplotes crassus is the source of this 3046-nucleotide messenger RNA. Lineage: Eukaryota; Ciliophora; Spirotrichea; Euplotida; Euplotidae. The record is from the annotation of a GenBank genome assembly.